GCUUGAUAUUGAUUCUGCUCUCUCUAUUUCAAUCGUACCACGGCAUUAUCAAGGAAUUUCCAGAGCCUGACCUAUUCAACCCGGGGAGUUAAAAAAUGUGUGUUGCUGUUUUCUCCGUCAGGGUUGUCACGAGCUUCGCAUCAACUGAUGCUUCCAAGACCUUCAAGCUGACACUGUGAGUCAGAUAACAAAAUUGGACACACCAAAGGAACAGAAGGCGCCAAGCAUCGAUGGUUAAUAAGGAAAGAGGUGAUAUGGAAAGCAGACGUCGUUGAAUCAGGGUAGCCGGAUUAAGGUUUAGAGGUUACUGUGAUGGGAUGAUGGGCAAGAGUCGACCAGUCUACCUCCGUAGUUCCAGAAUAUUUGGAAAGAUGAGUCUUUGGGUUUGACCGAAGAGUGCGUUCCAAGUGUCGAGGACAACAAUAGUAGUCGCAGUCCAGCAGGAAGCCACCCACAGGAAAUGUAGUAUAGAAAAUAAUUAGUAUUUAGAAACUAAUAUGUCAUGAUGAUAGACAUUGAGAUUCGUCAAAGUAAAGAGACACAAACAAUUCUGUAGUGAUUGAUGGAAAGGAAGUCGAACAAUCACGUGGGUCCGCUUCGCGGGUGGGUCACACCGUCUUGACGCGACUGGAGUUUGUCUCCUAGCUCCAAAGAAUUUCGGCCGGCCAUGAUAGCAUCCCGCAGCGGAAGCGACCUUUCUGAUCACAGCCAACAAACCCGUGCAGCCAAAAACAAAAGGAGACGCCGACAAUAUGCAGCCGACCAGGUGUCUACUCAAGCGAUCGGUGUGGAAGGGCCCGCACAUCGUCCCCCUUCCCAUUCCUAAACUCGCACCAGGCGUCACCCCCAGGCCCAUCAGGACACAGGCCCGUGCCGCCACGAUUCUGCCCAACUUUGUCGGUCUUAAAUUCCAGGUCUACAAUGGCAAGGUCUACCACGAGGUGCAAAUAACAGAAGAGAUGGUCGGACACAAGCUGGGAGAGUUUUCCCCGACACGGAAACCCUUCAUCUGGAACAAGAAAUAAACGCUCUACUUGAAAAGAGGCGUGUAACUGCGAACCAAUGCUACGAAUAUUACGGCGACGGUGCUGUGCCUUUUUUUCUUCUUCUCUGGUUUAGAAAUCUUGCAUUAGACGUCAUUACUUGUACUUUUAUUGUAUAUCCUGUGGACAUGGGGUCCAGCAAGAAAACGAGAGGUGAUGCCAGCUUCCUUUUAUUUCCCAGGUAUCUCCCUAUCCAGAGAGUGAUGCUCACCAAGUCGCUGCGCAAGGGUACGUAUUGAACUAGGACCGAAUAUGCACCGUUUGGUGACUAACAAGACAAGAAAGAAGAAAGAUAUGCAUAUUGAUAUCUGUAAAAAAAAACCCAAAUUUAUAACGCCAAAGCCCCAGCCCUCCAAAGACACCAGAAACGCCAGAUGCGUGCAGUAGUAAAGAAAUGUAAAGCAAAUAGAUGAAAGCCUCCCAUCGAAAUUUCCCCUCCACACAUUGGCCACAUUCACCUGUAGAACUCACUCCUCUUGACGUUGACGCCAUACUCGCCGACUGCCAUGCCGAGAUCCUCCAUGGUCAGCACAGUUCUGUUCUGGCCGCCGCCCUGGCCACCGCCUCCGUAGCCGGGCCUCUGCACACCGAGCGGCGGGCCGCGACCGGUAUCCUUGCCACCGGUGCCUCCUCCACCACCUGCGCCGCCCGCACCACCCUGGACGCCGCCCGGCUGGCCGGGGACGGGGAAGCCGGCGGCGGCGCCGAGGUGGCCCAUGGGGUUGUUGCUGGCCGACGAGUUGGAGGCGCGGAUGCGGCUGUACUGGUAGGCGUCGGCCGCGAUGUCGGCGAUGAACUUUUGCGUCGCCAACGCCAGCAGCCGCGCGAGGCGCUGGUCCGUCUGCGGAGGUGGCGGGAGGCCCGCCCGCGUCAUGUAGUAGUUUGUCACGGCGUCGGGGAUAAUUGGUGCAUAGUCGUCCAUCUUGGCCAGGAAGUCCUUCAAUGGUAUGUCCUUGCGCGUCACGGCCUUGGGCUCGGGCAGAGGCGCCGGCUGUUCUUCUUCAGGCUGCUGUUGCUGCUGCUGUUGCU
This is a messenger RNA of Pyricularia grisea, 2072 nucleotides long. RefSeq lists its product as uncharacterized. Gene Ontology annotation, cellular component: ribosome; cytosolic small ribosomal subunit. Gene Ontology annotation, molecular function: structural constituent of ribosome; RNA binding. Lineage: Eukaryota; Fungi; Ascomycota; Sordariomycetes; Magnaporthales; Pyriculariaceae. Bases 753 to 1025 code for a protein of 90 amino acids. The transcript is spliced from 5 exons. Gene Ontology annotation, biological process: ribosomal small subunit assembly; translation. The record is from RefSeq and is a predicted model, not a curated record.